AUGCUGAUAGGUUUUUUCGUUUAUCAAUACGCUAAACUUAGAAUGCUUCAGUUUUAUUUUGAUUUCAUGGAUAAGUAUCUUGAUCGUAGCGAUUUUCAGUAUUGUGAAAUGGACACCGACUCUGCCUAUAUCGCGAUCGCAGGGCAAUCGGUAGAAAGUUUAGUAAAAUCAGAGUUAAGAGAGGAAUUUGAAGCAGACAAGGCCAAUUGGUUUCCACGAACGGACACUCCAGAACACAAAGCUUAUGACAAAAGAACACCAGGUUUAUUUAAGGAAGAGUGGUCAGGGACAGGAAUAAUUGGUCUAAGUAGCAAGACCUACUAUUGCUUUGGGGCCUAUGAUAAGUUCAGUUGUAAAGGGGUUAACAAGAAAACAAACGACAUUAACAAACAAAAAUAUCUUAUUGUUCUGUUGACCAAACAGAGUAGUGCAGGAUUAAAUAAAGGUUUUCGGGUAGUCAACAAUAGCAUGUAUACUUAUGAACAAGUUCGAGAUGGGUUUUCCUACUUUUACCCCAAAAGAAAAGUGUUGGAGGAUGGAGUUACCACUAUGCCUCUAGAUAUAUAA
Messenger RNA from Porites evermanni, 567 nucleotides. The record is from the annotation of a GenBank genome assembly. Lineage: Eukaryota; Metazoa; Cnidaria; Anthozoa; Scleractinia; Poritidae.